Aspergillus uvarum CBS 121591 is the source of this 966-nucleotide messenger RNA. RefSeq names its product SNARE domain protein. Gene Ontology annotation, molecular function: SNARE binding; SNAP receptor activity. Gene Ontology annotation, biological process: vesicle fusion; intracellular protein transport; Golgi to vacuole transport. Bases 122 to 892 code for a protein of 256 amino acids. The transcript has 3 exons. Lineage: Eukaryota; Fungi; Ascomycota; Eurotiomycetes; Eurotiales; Aspergillaceae. Gene Ontology annotation, cellular component: endomembrane system; membrane; SNARE complex. The record is from RefSeq and is a predicted model, not a curated record.
UGGUAAACCAACAACCAUCCAUUCUAACCACUACCCACCUACACACACCCUACGCCCCUCUCACACCUCCGUCCUAUUGAUCCCUUAUAUGAAAUAUACUCCGACAUUAAAUUGAGACAACAUGGAUUACACAGACCCCUUCCUCCAAGUCCAAGCGGACGUCCUCUCCACCCUCCAGAGCACCCGACCCCUCUUCUCCUCCUACUUGCGCAUCCGCUCGCUCGCCAAAUCCCCCAGCAACCCGGAGCUGCAACAAGCGCGGUCGGAGCUCGAAACCACCCUGACGGACCUCACCGCCGAUCUGGACGAUCUCGUCGAGAGCGUGCGCGCCAUCGAGCAAGACCCUUACCGAUUCGGCCUGGAGCUGGAAGAGGUCCAGCGUCGCCGGAGUCUGGUCACCGAGGUGGGCGCCGAGAUUGAAAACAUGCGCCAGGAGUUGCAGCGGGCAGUCACGACGGCAGACGCAGCGGCGAGCGGUGCGGGUGGUGGUGGUGCAGGGUCCUCGCAUCUGCCGAAUCCGGCAGAUUUCGAUGAUGAUGACGGGGGUCUAUUGUCGCCGUCUGGGGAGCGGGGUGAUGAUUACUAUGCGGCCAUGGAGCAGCAGCGGCAGAUGGAGCUGAUGCAUGAGCAGGAUGAGCAGCUGGAUGGGGUGUUUCGGACGGUGGGCAACCUCCGGCAGCAGGCGGAUGAUAUGGGCCGGGAGCUGGAGGAGCAAGCGGUAAUGAUUGACGAGGUGGAUACCUUGGCCGAUCGGGUCGGGGGCAAACUACAGAGCGGGAUGUCGCGCUUGAAACAUAUCAUUCGGAAGAAUGAAGAUACAAUGUCCUCCUUCGCCAUCGCGGUCUUGAUAUUCGUUCUAAUCCUCCUCUUGAUCCUGCUCCUUGUGCUUUAAACUGGGGUGAAGUUUGUCCGGUCCACGGAUUUAGACCUUGGUCUUCUUACGGGGGCGGGUCUGUUCUUCCUCGU